AUGGAGAAAAGAGGAAACGAGCUUCUGGAGUUGCAAGAAAGUGCGAAAAGGAGAAGACGCAAUAUCGCAAAGGAGGCUGUGAAGGCCAAGGCUAGUAAGCCUAGCGAAAGCAGCGGAAGUUCAAAUGAGUGGGAGAAAGAAGAUGAAAGGAAAGAGCCAAGAGAAUCUGCUGAAAAGCUAGAAGAGCCUAAAGCUGCCGAGCAGGCAGAGGACCCAAAGGAUGCCGACAGGGCAGAAAUAUCCAAAGAGGCUGAGAAGGCUAAAGAGCCAGAGAAGGCCGAAAAGGCAGAGGAACCUACGGAGGCUGCAAAGCCAGAAGAAUCCAAGGAUGAAGAGAAGGAAGAAGUCGACCCAGCUGCAGAGAUGUCGAUAGCAGAUGUAUGCAGAGAAAAGUACCACUUGAGCGAGAAUGCCAUAGAGAUGCUAUUGGAGGAGGAUAAGCAAGAGUCCGUUCGUGCAGCACUGGAGAUGCUGGAAAGCAGCGUAGACCAGUUGCCGCAAGGAUAUGGCAACCACCUGGAGCGACUUAGUGCUGACUUCGACAAGUGGACGACUGAGCUGGUUGAAACGAUAGCUGUUACGGAAGACGAAGUGGAAACGAAUACCAUCAAGCGAGAUGGAACACAGGAUGCCAGGGAAUUGGCACUCACUCGGAAAGCCGAGGCUGAACUCAAGAAGCUAGAGGCAGAAAAUGAUAUCAAAGCAGCAGAGAAAGAGAUCAAUGACUACGACGAGCAGUUGGAAGAGAUAGGAAAAGCAAGAGAGAAGUUAAAGGCAGGCCGUCAAGCAGUGAGGGAGACACUGCAAGUGUCAGAAAGAGUACUUCAAAUGCUGAAGCAUUUGGUAAAGCAGCUACGUACUGUUGGAAGCAUCAACGAAGCAGUAAAAAAGAAUUUGUUUCAAGAUGAAGAAAAGAGGGGAAGUGCGCAGUUGCAGAUCCUACGCAUGAUGAUGCAGAAGAGAAAGAGUGGGACAGAAACCCCGCGAAGUAUGCCAAGCGUUGCAGUUACAGAUGACGAAGGCGAAGGCCGCAGAAAGCGAGUCCGCGGGACGGACGAGCCGAACGAGCCGGCAGACCCUCCUAGAACUCCAAGCACGCAGCAGCCGAAGGUUAAACCGGCGGCAAAAGUGGCUCCGGAUAUCGUAAAGGAGAAAGAGGUUCAGAAGGAAAGGAAGGACCGAAAGAGGGACCUCGAAGGAGUUCACGACAAGUGGUUGUUGAAGAGAGAAUGGAAGGAAAGUCAUGGAGCCAAUAUGGGAUUCACCAUUACUGAUGACAAUGGAAAGAAGCGCAUAGCCGUUGGUUGGGGCAACCACACGGUGCAAAAGUGUAGACUCAACAAGACAGGAAUUGACCCGUCAAAGCCUGAUAUGAGUCUGGUGAAUCCUAAGAAGCCCAAAGUUGGAGAGAAAGUGAUAGACAUCGAGGCUGAAGAAGGAAACAAGAAAGAGAAGAGCACUACUGGCGCAAGUUCAAGUGCCAAACCGAACAUCUUUACAACGUCGGAUGGAAAAGUUCGUCCGAACCCAAGGUGGGGAGAAGAGCGACCUCGAGUUGAGGAAAAGAAGAUGCCCAAGAAGGGCAAGGAAAGCAAGGACAAGGAGAAGAAGGAGAAGAAAGGCCACAAAGACAAGAAGCAUAAGAAAGACAAGAAGAAUAAAGAUCAAGGGGCUGAGAGCCCGGAGAAAGGACACGAAGAGCCAGAAGGUGAAGAGAAGAUGAAAGGAAAGGCUCAAGGUAGGCUAGAAGCGACGGUAGACAGCCCACCGCCGUCUGUGGAAAAGUGCGAUAGUGAUCCGGUGAUCCAAGGGAACCUUAAAGUUUGGUUUAAAACUUUCAAAACGGGAGGCCAAGAUGACCACUGCUGCAUUGUGUGA
Symbiodinium necroappetens is the source of this 1878-nucleotide messenger RNA. The record is from the annotation of a GenBank genome assembly. Lineage: Eukaryota; Dinophyceae; Suessiales; Symbiodiniaceae.